GUCCACCCAAAACCACAAAGCCGCCACCUCUGUGUGUUUUUUUGUUUGCUCUGCUUUCUUAGCUGAUACUGUGUUAAGCUCUCAACCCCAAGAAAAAAAAAAAAAACCUAUCUAAGUUUUCACUCACUUCCAUAAGGUUUUCUUCAUCUGGAUCUAUUUCUUUAGCUGAAUCAAGAACUGGGUCUUCCUUGUUUUCUCAACUAACCUCACAAGAUCAUAUAUCAUGGAGUGGUAUCUUGGGAGUGGAUUUGAUGAUCUUGUUGUUCCCAAAGAUCAAGAAUUACCAGAUAGGCUUCCAUCACCAGACAGCUGGUCAAAAUGGGGGAUAAGUGCAUCUGAAAGUUUCAGGUCACCUUACAAAUGCUUUGACAUGGAUGAAAAUUCUACCCAACAAGAACUUAACUUCAAUGGUGAAAAAGAUCAGUCCUGUGGUUCAAGCAUGUGUGAAGGAUUGUCAGAGGAGUGUUUUAAUUGGAGAACACAUUCGCGUGACCAGCCCGACUGUCAGCUCAAUGACUUAGCGGGAUUCGAACAGAUGAAUGACAUUUUCUUGAGUUCCUUACUUGAAGAUCUGCCAGAGACAGAAAAUCUAGAUGAAUCAUUUUACUUUUCUCCUGAAUCUGAAUAUGGCAUGAUGGCCAUUGACAAUCUAGAUUCACAAAGUAUCUCAAGUGAUGUAGAAAAUACCAUAGGAAGCUCAAAGUAUCUCAAAAGACAUGCCUUUUCUCCACCAACGGGGUGGGAUAAUGGAGAUUUUACCGAUGUGCAGUUUAUUCCAUGCAACACAGAACAACUAGAUUGCCCAAGAGUAAAGGAAUCGUAUGGAAAGGACAUGGUCUCUUCUGAGCAAAAUGAAAUGGAUGGGACUUUAGGUCAGGAUACAUCACUUGAAGAAUCUGUAUUGCAUGAGCUUGAACUGGUGAUGGAACAGUUGCCAGAGAAGACCCGGAUUUGCUUUCGGGAUGCCUUGUACCGCCUUGCAAAGAACUCAAAACACCACAUGGAAACACUUAGUGACGAUGGAUACCUUGUGAUGGAAAAUUCCCCUCCAUUGACAACUCAAGAUGUAACAAUGAGGUCUGAAAGUAAGAAAGCAGUGGAGUUAGAGACCAAUACCAUUGAUCGAGCCAUUGCAAAUCUCAUGUUCAAUAAAACAGACACUAGUGCAGGAGAAGUAAGAGAAUUUUCCAGCGCAGCAUCAGUUAGCUCGAACGAAGGAGUAUCUGUAGACACCCAACCACCAGUAAACUCCAAGCAAGAAGUCAUGAGAGCAACCGGGCCACAAAACUACAGCUCAAAUCAAUCCAAUAUCCAUCAUUUUCCAGACCAACAAAUUUUAGCAGGUGAUGCAGAAGUCCCGACCCUUUUUCAAAUAGAUCCACGGGAAACAAAUCAUAAAAAGAGUGCGGAAAAAAUAAAUGAGAACUACAGAAAUCCUGCAGAGAAGAGGAAGUCUUUUGUAUUGGACUUUGGUUCUGUGAUAUGAUGGAUGAUAGGCCAUCUGAAGAUUGUCAUGAAGGGAGGAUCCAUGAAAGCUUUAUCUUCCAAGAGACCAUGAAACAAUCGUCUGAGUUGAGCGUUAAUAUGCAUGUAUAUAUACCCCGUUUAGUUAUUAUAUAUGCUGGUAGUUAGCAUGCAGGAUAGCCCUCUUCUGACCUUUUCCAAAUUUACGUAUAAAAUAGAAAGUAGUAGUCAAAUCAGUUCAGUUUUGAUAAGAGUUCAAAUGAAUAGUAAUUUGAAUAACUCGGACAAACGAUUAUUUGCUUCUGCUUUCUUUUUCUUCUUUUUUGGAUCGAGGGUAAGCAUUAGUAAGUGUGGUAUGUGUAUGAUAAGUUGAUAAUAUUUGGUAUGUGUAUAUGAUGAGUUAUUAAUAUUCUUGUUUGUGCCA
This is a messenger RNA of Quercus robur (English oak), 1888 nucleotides long. RefSeq names its product protein LNK3. The transcript has 6 exons. Gene Ontology annotation, biological process: regulation of DNA-templated transcription; circadian rhythm. Bases 224 to 1486 code for a protein of 420 amino acids. The record is from RefSeq and is a predicted model, not a curated record. NCBI's taxonomy places the organism in Eukaryota, Viridiplantae, Streptophyta, Magnoliopsida, Fagales, Fagaceae.